AUGUGUUACUACACCAGUUUCGAGUUGCACCUUAAAGUUUUAAGAAUUUUGAGUGGCACUGGUGUAUCACCACUGCGAGCCGGUGUUGCAAUAAGGUCAAAAACCAAAGCGUAUCAAGCUCUGCAAAAACCAGCAAAAAAAUCGUCAACCCCCAACCCCUCCGACUUGAAAAGCUCCCUCAGUAUUAUUACCGAAUCUAAGCAGAGUGCCGACCAGCACUUCACAUUUCCAGUUUAUACAGUUGGAAGUUAUCGAACAGCUCCGCCACAAUUUUGGAUCAUGCUGUCGUUGUUUUACUUCUCGUUAUUUUACGCGGUCACAAAAUUAGUACUUUUUGUCAAGGCGGAUGAACAAGAAGAACUGGGGGAUGUGAAAAUACCAGAAAGGGACAAGAUUCGAAGACCCAUCUUCAUCGUGGGGUCAUUCGUUUGGACGAUGUACACUUGCACGUGCUGUGCGGUCUACUUUGUCCAUUUCUUCAAACAUGAAAGACUCUGUGCUAUGCUUCUCAAAUGGCAAAUUUUGGAGGGAGAGCUUAUUUCAGAGUCUAAAGCCAUUCAAGCAACGGAGGACAGUGUGGCAUCAUUUUUAAAACGACAACGAAACGGGCUGAUCACUUUCCUUUUAGGAUUUCCAUUCUCCUUUGCCUUCUUGGGAGCUGGAACCACGUAUUACAAAAGAUUCCCGAUGAACAUGUUUUCCAACUUUGCUACAGGUUGGGAGCAAGACAGGUUCUGGAUAGAGCCGGCGUGCUUGAUAAUUUCAUGGAUACAAGUCGGGUAGGUAUAUGCAAGUAUUUUUCCAUUGGACAAUACGAUAAUCAGCUUAUUUGC
Messenger RNA from Folsomia candida, 833 nucleotides. RefSeq lists its product as uncharacterized. The transcript is spliced from 2 exons. Lineage: Eukaryota; Metazoa; Arthropoda; Collembola; Entomobryomorpha; Isotomidae. The coding region runs from base 1 to 783 and encodes 260 amino acids. The record is from RefSeq and is a predicted model, not a curated record.